This is a messenger RNA of Physeter macrocephalus (sperm whale), 3584 nucleotides long. It is a transcript of the gene ADAMTSL5, whose product is annotated as ADAMTS like 5. The transcript is spliced from 12 exons. The record is from RefSeq and is a predicted model, not a curated record. Bases 152 to 2116 code for a protein of 654 amino acids. NCBI's taxonomy places the organism in Eukaryota, Metazoa, Chordata, Mammalia, Artiodactyla, Physeteridae. Gene Ontology annotation, molecular function: metalloendopeptidase activity; protein binding. Gene Ontology annotation, biological process: extracellular matrix organization; proteolysis. Gene Ontology annotation, cellular component: extracellular matrix.
ACUGAGGCCCAGGGAGGCAAAGCCUCCCAGCCACCCUCUCCCCCGCCCCCACACGGCCGCCUCCUUCUUCCCUGCGUCACCCUCAUUGGCGGCCCCUUUCCCUCUGCAGGCGGCUCUGGGGCUCCAUCCCACACCCUCUCCACAUGAGGCCAUGAGGCACCCACUGGACCAGGGCCAGGUCACCCUGCCCCGUCCCGCCCCCCAUCCAGGAGCUCCUGGCUGCUGCAGGUCCCAUAGAAUCCUGGACUGUGCCCAGCUGGUCCCCACUGCACAGAUGGGGAAACUGAGGCGGGGGGAAGAGGAGCACCUGGCCCCUGGCCACACCGGAAGAGAUGAGAAGGGAGGCUCAGAGAGGUUGAGUUACUGUCCAAAAUCACACAGCCAGUCAGGGAAGAGCUGGGGUGCAACCCCUGGCCUGCUGGCCCCCCCACUGCUGCGCCCCCUCCUCUCCCCCAGACCACGCCCCCUCCGGAACCUCCUGCUCCUGCUGUGGACCCUCCUGAACUGUGGUUUGGGGGGCAACGCUCAGGGUCCGGGUGAGUGGACUCCAUGGGGUUCCUGGAGCCGCUGUUCUAGCUCUUGCGGGCGAGGGCUCUCCGUGCGCAGCCGGCAAUGCAUCCGGUUUCCCAGGGAAGUGCUGUGCUGGGGGGACACCCACGAGUACCGCCUCUGCCAGCUGCCCGAGUGUCCCCCAGGGGCCGUGCCCUUCCGAGACCUCCAAUGCGCCCUCUACAAUGGCCACCCUGUCCUGGGCACCCAGAAGACCUACCAAUGGGUUCCCUUCUACGGUGCACCCAACCAGUGCGACCUCAACUGCCUGGCGGAGGGGCACGACUUCUAUCACAGCUUCGGCCGUGUGCUGGACGGUACCCCCUGCAGCCCGGGUACCCAGGGACUCUGCGUGGCUGGCCGCUGCCUGAGGGCCGGCUGUGACGGUUUGCUGGGUUCGGAUGCCCGCGAAGACCGCUGCGGCCGCUGCGGCGGCGCCAACGACUCGUGCCUCUUCGUGCAGCGCGUGUUCCGGGAUGCCGGUGCCUUCGCUGGGUACUGGAACGUGACCCUGAUCCCUGAGGGCGCCAGGCACAUCCGCGCCGCCCACCGGAGCCGGAACCACCUGGCGCUGAUGGGGGACGACGGGCGCUACGUGUUCAACGGGAACUGGGCGGUCAGCCCUCCCGGGACCUACGAGGCAGCGGGCACCCGCGUGGUCUACACCCGCGUCACAGGGUCAGAGGAGACGCUGCGCGCCGCCGGGCCCACCUCCGAAGACCUGCUCCUGCAGGUCCUCCUGCAGGAGCCCAACCCCGGCGUUGAGUUCGAGUUCUGGCUCCCCCGGGAGCGCUAUGGCCCCUUCCAGGCGCAGGCUCAGGCCCAGGGCUGGUCCCUGCGGCAGCCGCAGCCUCGGGAGGUAGAUCCUCGGUCCCCUGACUCUCCCGCUGCCCCCACUGUUAUCCCCCCACGGACCCCAGGCCACACCCCAGGUGAGCUGGGGACAGCCUGGGCGGGGGCGAGCAGGGAGGCAAAGCCUGCGCCCCUGACUGCACUGCCCCCGCAGACCCCUGCCCACCCUGCCCUGACACCCGCGGUCGUGCCCACCGGCUGCUCCACUAUUGCGGCAGCGACUUUGUGUUCCGGGCCCGCGUGCUGGGCCGCGUCCGGCAGGCCCAGGAGACCCGAUAUGAGGUGCGGGUGCAGCUCAUCUACAAGAACCGCUCGCCACUGCGGGCCCUCGAGUAUGUGUGGGCGCCGAGCCACUGCCCCUGCCCAUCACUGGCCCUCCAUCGGGACUACCUGCUGGCGGCCCGGCGCCUCAUCAGCCCCGAUGGCACUCAGGACUGGCUGCUGCUCCCCCAUGCUGGCUACGCCCGGCCCUGGAGCCCCGCCGAGGACAGCCGUGUGCGCCUGGUCGCCAGACACUGCCCCCUCUGAGCCCCUGGACCAGACCUCUCCACACACGGCUGACCAGGCUCAAAGUCAGCAUAUUUCCCCUCUUGCCAUAGCUUCCAGGGAGCUCAGAACUAUCUCCCACCUGCAGCUCUGUGACUCCGCACCACACACACUCAGACACCCCUGCACUCAGUCAGAGCCACUGUCGGAAGCAGGCACGCACUGGUGAGGAUACACUAAAUGUACUCUUUAGCUCUGAUUUCCUCUCUCACCCUGGCUGCCAGGAAACUCAUAGCUAUUUUACUCUCAGAGACUCUGUGUCUGCUUUUAUUCCCCUUGCCUCACACUCAUUUGCUGGGAGACACUAUCACACACAAGCAUGACCCCGACAAAGACAUGCCUAAGGAGACCUUGUAAUGUAUCCAUUUCCCCUCUUGCCCUGGCUACCAGGAAGCUCACCACUGUUUAACCCCCUGACAGUCUGUCUCUCCCUUCUCAUUGUCACUUAACACACGCACCCUCACGUAUUCAGAGACACUGUUACAAACAGGCAUGACCCCCUAGAAAACAUGCCUACCUAGGCACUGUAACGUACCAAUUUCCCCUUUUGCCCUGGCUACCAGGAAGUUCAGAGAUAAUCUUGACACCCCUCUUUUAUUCUUUUUUUUUUUUUUUUUUUUUUUUUUUGCAGUACGUGGGCCUCUCACUGUUGUGGCCUCUCCCAUUGCGGAGCACAGGCUCUGGACGCGCAGGCUCAGCGGCCAUGGCUCACGGGCCCAGCCGCUCUGAGGCAUGUGGGAUCUUCCCAGACCCAGGCAUGAACCCGUGUCCCCUGCAUUGGCAGGCGGAGUCUCAACCACUGCACCCCCAGGGAAGCCCCUCCUAUUUAAUUUUUACAAGCACUUUUUUUUUUUAACAAGGGCACCCCAUUUUCACAUACUUGGCUGCAGACACUUCAGGAUGCCCUGUUAGUCAGAUCCACAGCCACGUUGUCACCACCUGUACACACGCGAUCACGUGCACCUCGUCCCCUCCUCCUCCUGGUCCAGCCCCCACCUCCUCUCACCGUUUCUGACACUGGGGCAACCGUGAAGAUGGGGAAUAUAAGAGGAUGGGGGAAGGCGGGACUUUCUGAGGUUCCAAGCCUCUUCCCGAUGCCCCUUGGGGCCACAUAUUCCUCUCAGGCCAUUCAGGGGGCCCCCUCCCCACCCCCGAGCAGAGCAGGCAGGUCAGAGCCCCCACCCUCAGCGUGUGCCCUGUCCUCAUGUGUCCUGAAUGUAGUCUCCUCAUAGAUUCUAGAGCCAGGAGGCCAGGCCUAGAUCAUGUGUGGAUUGGAAGUGUCGGUGGGGUGUCACAUAGUCACCCAGCAAACCCCUUCUGCCUCCCCAUCCUGAGUGGGGUGACUCACACCGUCACCUGGGACAACCUGCUCGUCUGUACCAUCUGUGGUUGUAUCUUCCUCUGGGGCGCGGAAUGGUGGGAGUGUGCAAGGGGUGCUGGACAUGUGGGUCUCAAUGGACUUGGCCGCUGACCUCAGGCCAAGCCCUGCCCCUCUCUGGGCCUCAGUUUCCCCAUCUGUGUAUACCCUUUCAGCCCCUCCCAGCCCUGACCUUGGGAACCUCACUCUUCCAGACUCCUUCCCUAGCCCUUCUGUUCAUUUGUGCAUUCCUCCAAAGAAUUUUUCUUUUUCUUUUUUU